AUGUGUGACAUCAAUCAAAACUUCCCCUCCGCUCCACACCAGCUGCACAACCGCUACUCGCCCAUCCGCAACAUCCUUUCGCCCUCCUCCGCCAUGUCUGGCCGUAAGCGGAAAGCCGAUGAGGAUAUCGAGGACGAGCGCAUGUCUCAGUCGCCGUCCAGCUCGCCCGCCAUAUCCUCACGACCGCUGCCUCGCUCGAUACAGAAACGUAUGCGUUCCAACAUCUCUGGCCGUGCCCUUCCUCUACCCCGCCUUCUCGAGACUCUCUCCCCAGAUGAGAUGCGCAACCUGCUGCAGUCCAUCUGCCAGCGCCACCCAGACAUUGGCAACGAGGUCGUCACAACAGCACCCCGUCCCAGCAUACAGUCGACACUGGAAGUGCUGUCCAAGUACGAGUCGGAGUUCCAGGCAGCUUUCCCCUUUGGCGGCAGCCAGUCGUCUGACUACGCAUACAACCGGGUACGACAACAGCUCCUCGAGCUGCUCGAAGCAAUGAAGGACUUCACACCACACUUCCUCCCGCCACACGAACAGCAAGCUGCCACAUCGCUCGCCUUCCUUGACGGAGCUACCGACGUCAUCCACCGCCUGCCCAACUGGGACACCUACCAGCACAACCGUCACAAGGAAGAGGCAUAUGAGGAGAUGGCGAAGGCUUGGGCGAUGGUCAUCCGCGAAGCAGCUAAGAAGGCAGGAGGCAUGCAGCUGCUGUACGGCGGCUGGGACCAGAAGAUUGCGAAGCACAACGACGUCUCGGGCGGAAAAAUGCAAGAGGCCGUCAAUGAGCUUCGAGGCGGCCUGGGCUGGAUGGCUGCAGAGACGUCGGCGACUGCUGCGGGAGGUCAAGCCGAUGCCAUGUCUAUUCGACAGCAGCUGCUGAACGGCAGCUAUGGUAUCGGCUCUUCUGCAAGCAUUGGAGCCUGGUAG
Molecule: messenger RNA, 927 nt
Organism: Didymella exigua CBS 183.55
Lineage: Eukaryota; Fungi; Ascomycota; Dothideomycetes; Pleosporales; Didymellaceae
Product: Cut8-domain-containing protein
Exons: 2
Coding region: 1-927 (308 amino acids)
Biological process (GO): nuclear protein quality control by the ubiquitin-proteasome system; proteasome localization
Cellular component (GO): nucleus
Source: RefSeq, a predicted model, not a curated record